AUGCCAAGGUGGCCUCUGGUGGAUGGAUACGUCGGCAAGUUUAGAGUCAAUGUCUCGUACAACACGGAACAACAACGCGAAUGCGUUUUCAAUAUAUGUGUUAAAAGCAACAACUUCGUUAUAUGCCCCCGGGGGAGUGGAUAUAGCCUUAUGCACGGAAAGAAAGCGGAGCGGCCGGACAACAGGGCCGCCUCACGGAUAGGCCAAGGAACGAUCCCCGCAUUGGCUCGGAGGGAGAGGCUUACUACGACAUAUCACGGCAAGAAGUCUGUCGAAUGGACACACGCCGUCAUGGAGGCGAAGUCCUACCGCGAUGCGGAGGGCGAGGACAUGAUCGGAUACUGGAGAUAG
Molecule: messenger RNA, 351 nt
Organism: Babesia bigemina
Lineage: Eukaryota; Apicomplexa; Aconoidasida; Piroplasmida; Babesiidae
Exons: 1
Coding region: 1-351 (116 amino acids)
Source: RefSeq, a predicted model, not a curated record